GAAGCCAGUGGGUCCUCCACGACUGUAUAAGAAAACAAAGGUCAAAAGUAGUUUCAACCAAUCAGAAUACAGAUCUUUUUGAAAUUUAUCGUCUCCUAGAGUCUUUAUGCAUUGGCUUCAAUAGGAGCCCAAGUUCUUCUCCUUGUUUUGAAGAAAGCUUUACCAAAAAAAAAAGCAGUUCUUCAGUCUCUCUCUCUCACAUAGUCUCAUGGCUUCAUCUUCUUCUUCUUCCUCGUCUCGCAUAAGGAGAUACCAUGUGUUCCCUAGCUUCCACGGGCCAGACGUCCGCAGAACUUUUCUUAGUCAUUUACACAGACACUUCACAAAUAAAGGAAUCACGACCUUCAAAGAUCAGGAGAUUGAGAGAGGCCAAACGAUCGUCCCUGAACUUGUACAAGCCAUCAGAGAAUCAAAAGUCUCCGUAGUUUUGCUCUCGAAGAACUACGCUUCUUCAAGCUGGUGCUUAGAUGAACUAGUUGAAAUCUUGAAGUGCAGAGAAGAUCAGGGACAGAUGAUGAUGACGAUUUUUUACGACGUCGAUCCAUCCGAUGUGCGGAAACAAAGUGGACGCUUUGGAAGUGCGUUCGAAAAAGCUUGCGAAGGGAAACCAAUGGAAGUGAAGCAGAGAUGGACCGAAGCUUUGGCAUAUGUAGCAACCGUAGCAGGAGAACACUCUCUUAACUGGACUGAUGAAGCUGGAAUGGUCGAAAAGUUUGUCACGGAUGUUUCGAACAAACUGAAUGUUACACUGUCAAGGGAUUACGACGGUGUGGUGGGACUGCAAUCUCACUUGAGAAAACUGAACGCUUUGCUAUGCCUUGAGUGCAAUGAAGUGAAGAUGAUUGGAAUAUGGGGUCCUGCUGGAAUCGGCAAGUCCACGAUUGCUAGAGUUUUAUUCUGUCAGCUUUCUACCGAUUUUCCACUUGGAUGCUUUAUGGGGAACCUCAAGGGAGGUUACAAGAGCAUCAUUGGUGUUGAUGAUUAUGAUUUGAAGUUGGGUUUGCAAAACCAACUCCUGUCUAAGAUUUUGAAUCAAAGGGAUAUGAGGGUGUAUCAUCUAGGUUCAAUAAAAGAAUGGCUACAAGAUCAAAGAGUUCUUAUCGUUCUUGAUGAUGUAGAUGAUCUAGAUACACUAGACGUCUUGGCUAAAGAACUUUCCUGGUUUGGUUUGGGAAGUCGGAUCAUUGUUACCACAGAAGAUAAAAAGAUUUUGAAAGCACAUGGGGUUCCAGAUACCUACCAAUACCAUGUCGAUUUUCCAUCCUCAAAAGAAGCCGUGGAGAUCUUGUGUCUAUCUGCUUUUAACCACAGUUCUCCACGAGAGGGUUUUGAAGAGGUCGCAAACAAAGUAGCAAAGCUUUGCGGUAAUCUUCCGUUAGGCCUUUGUGUUGUGGGCUCAUCUUUGCGUGGGGAGAGCAAGCAAGAGUGGGAACUUCAGUUAUCUAGGAUCGAAACUAGUCUUGAUGCAAAAAUCAUAGACGUUUUAAGAGUGGGAUAUGACAGAUUGUCAAAGAAAGAUCAAUCAAUAUUCCUUCACGUUGCAAGCAUCUUCAACAAUAAUGGUUUUCUCUAUGUGAAAGCCAUGCUCGCUAACAGUAAUUUGGAUUUCGAAAAUGGGUUGAAGACCCUAGAUCUUAAAUCUCUUGUGGAUAUAUCUUUUGGGUGGAUAGAGAUGCACUCUUUACUACAACAAUUGGGGAGACAAGUAGUUUAUGAACAGUCUGAUGAGCCCGGGAAACGUCAGUUUUUAGUAGAGGCCGACGAGAUUUGUACUGUGCUUGCAAAUGAAACAGGGACUGGAUCUGUCAUAGGUAUAUCACUUGAUACGUCGAAGGUCGGCGGGAUGAUUUCUAUAAGUGGGCGAGCCUUUGAAGGAAUGCGUAAUCUCCGGUUCUUAAGAUUUUACAUGGGUUCUUAUAAUGAAAAUGCUAGCUUCCCAUGCAUACUAGGGGAUUUGACAUAUCUGCCUCGUCUAAGUAUGCUUGAUUGGGCGUUUUACCCAGGAAAACGUCUUCCUUCAACAUUUCAGCCAGAAUGUCUCGUUACGCUCCGUAUGACGCACAGCAAUCUCGAGAAGCUCUGGGGAGGAAUCCAGCCCCUUGCAAAUCUCAACGAGAUGGAUCUUAGCUUUUCCUAUAAGCUGAAAGAAAUGCCAAAUCUUACGAAUGCUACUAAUCUUGAGACAUUGACACUGACGGGCACAAGCCUGGUGGAGCUUCCCUCUUCUAUUAAAAACUCACACAGACUGAAAGAGUUGAAGAUGAGCUACUGUACUAAACUACGAGUCAUUCCCACCAACAACAUCAACUUAGCAUCUCUUGAGAAAGUCGACAUGAACGGUUGCUCACGGUUGAGAACUUUUCCAAAUAUUUCUAGCAACAUUGAAUAUCUUGAUGUAGGAAACACAAAGAUAGAAGAUGUUCCUGCGUCUGUUGCUGAACGCUGGUCUCGCCUCAAGUAUCUUAUCAUAGGCAACAAAAGCCUCAAGAGAUUAACGCAUGUCCCUAUAAAUGUAAUUUAUCUAGACCUAAGCAACAGUGAUAUAAAGAGGAUUCCAGAUUGUGUCAUCGGUCUCCGGCAUCUGCACGAUCUUAUCAUCAGAAACUGCAGAAAACUAGUGUCACUGCAGAGUCUUCCCCUUUCGGUUUGGCUUCUCGAUGCAACUGAUUGUGGAUCGCUCAAAAGCGUACGUUUCUUGUUAUCUGCAUCAAGAGCGUAUAGUACUACUCCCAACAAAUGCAACGAUGUGAAUUUGGAGAAAGAAGAGAGAAGAGCAUCUUCCAUUUUCCAUCCAUUCAGAAAGUCCAUGUUCCGUAACUGUUUGAAACUUGAUGAAGAAGCAAGAAGGCUAAUAAUACAACGAUGGGAUAGGUGUUCUUUUUUUGAAAAAAGUUAAAUUUAUGGGGGAAAUUCAUCUUUACCGUUCUCUAUAUAUAUAUAAUAAAUAAUUAUUUCAAUAAAUAAAAAAUAAAAACAAAAUAUUUUUUUUAAUGUUUUCGAAUUAUACUUUUUUUAAAUUCGAUUUUUUUUAUAAAUAUUUUGAAUUUCUUUUUUAAAAUUUCUUUUCGAAAAUCGAAAAUUCUUUUUGAAAUUAUUUUUUUUAAUUUGUUUUAAGUAUUUAUUUAUAUAUUUAUUAGAAUCCUAGAUUUCAGAUUCUAAAAACUUACCCCACCACUCAUCUCUAAAUCUUAAGUCUAGAUUAGUGAAUGUAAAUUGGUUAAUGUAAACAUAAAAGCCAUAUUAUGAGUGUGAUAUUUUUGACAUUUUUUCUGAAUUUAUUUAAAUCAAAAAAGGUUUUUGUACAAACUAAUGCAGCCUUAGUCUAACAUGUGUGAUAGUUUUGAAACAAUAUCAGUGAUUAAAACCCGUCUAAUCUCUAGACGAAAAACCAAACCACCAUGGCUUGGUUGAAAGAUGUUCCUCCUCGUCCUUGUAGUGAACUGAUUCAGUUUCUUGUCUGUUUGUCAAUUACAAGUGUUUAUUGUUACCAGGCAGAGAAAUCCCUGCUGAGUUCACUCACAAAGCCACAGGAAACUCCAUAACCAUCCCUGAGGGUACUUUCUCCACGUCUUCAAGUUUCAAGGCAUGCGUCCUGCUUUCAUCAGCCCUAGGGGUACAGUACUUAGAUAGUAGUCUCUAUUGUCGUCUAAGAAGCAAAGGUGAGCUCAUCAACGAACUUAGGUUGUCUGUCGAGACGACGCAUGCAUUUCUGUCGGAACACCUGUUAGUGCUUUGUGGGACUUGUUUCAAAAAGAGAGAUGCCAUGACGUGGACGUGUCUAGGAGUGAUAUUAUAUUUGAAUUCAGCUGCCGAGACAACGAUGAAAACAUUAUUGAGUGUGGUGUGCAUAUCUUGACCGAGGAAUUUGAGAGUAGCAGCAGCCAAAGCAGUAGUUACCCUGAAGUUGUAGGCAGCAGCAGCUACCAGCACAAGGAUGGAGCCGC
This is a messenger RNA of Brassica napus (rape), 3944 nucleotides long. RefSeq names its product disease resistance protein RML1A-like. The record is from RefSeq and is a predicted model, not a curated record. The coding region runs from base 209 to 2896 and encodes 895 amino acids. Lineage: Eukaryota; Viridiplantae; Streptophyta; Magnoliopsida; Brassicales; Brassicaceae. Gene Ontology annotation, biological process: defense response; signal transduction. The transcript has 4 exons. Gene Ontology annotation, molecular function: ADP binding.